AUGUGGACCUGGUGGAGCAUACACUGUAAUUACGAGAAAUUUGUGAGCAAAAACUUCAUGCAGCUUAGGUUAUUUGGUGGUAUCUCCAAGGUGAAUGAUUUCGUGGCCACGCCCCUGGUUUUACCCUGCUUCAGUAACAGGUGCAAACAGCCUUGUCGUAAACACAGUCAUGAAUUUGAAUUGUAUGCAGUUGUCAUGCACAGCGGUAUUUCCAUCUCCUCGGGUCACUACACUGCCUACGUCAAAGCACCCCCUGUUCACAAGAUGAAGGACCCCUCCAAAAAGACGGACGCCAAAUCUGCAGAGCGACAACGUCCAGUCUCAGAGAGAAUUAAACGGAAAGGAGAAGAAACUGCAGGGAAAGCAAACUCCUGUAAUAUCUACACUCAGAAUGAAGUAGACAUCCCAGACUAUUCUGGGAAUUGGUUUGAGUGUGAUGAUGAAAGGAUUUGUCUUAAAAGCGAAGAAGACAUGCAGAGCUUGUUGAAUAAACAAGUCAGUAUCUGCGAGACGCCAUACUUAUUGUUUUACAAAAUGACUCCCGUCCCCUACGAGAGAGUGGUCCUUGUAUAGCGUGUAAGGAGACAACA
This is a messenger RNA of Lingula anatina, 590 nucleotides long. RefSeq lists its product as uncharacterized. Gene Ontology annotation, biological process: protein deubiquitination. The record is from RefSeq and is a predicted model, not a curated record. Gene Ontology annotation, cellular component: cytosol; nucleus. Gene Ontology annotation, molecular function: cysteine-type deubiquitinase activity. NCBI's taxonomy places the organism in Eukaryota, Metazoa, Brachiopoda, Lingulata, Lingulida, Lingulidae.